AUGCGAGCUAAAAAAAAGAAACACGAUAAAGAUAAUAACCAGCUCACAAAUACCGAACGCAAAAAACGUGGCGCGAACAAAAGUUGUAAAGAGCAAGCUGAAGCAUUAGACGCAGAUGCGUUAUCUGAACAAAACGGAUCAGUUCAUAAAAAUGUCGUCAUCGUUACUAUUAACAAUAAAUACGAUAAUUUAAAGACGGCUAUAUCACAAAUUCAAAUUGAAACUAAAUCAAAAAAAUUGAUUAAUACUGUAAUCAGAAAUGAUACGAAUCGCCAAAAAUUAAGAGAGAUGCAGCAACAACUUGACCCAAGUAUCAAACAACCAUUAGACGUAAUAAAUAUUGAGAAAGAUUGGUCUUCAACAUAUCAUACAAUUCAUCAACUUAUCACUGUCUUAGAGCUGUUAAACGCAUUAAACGAGAAGCUAAGAGAUAUCGGAUACCCUGCAUUGGGCGUAAUAACCUUGACAAUUUUGGGUGCGCCCUCAACUCUUAGACUCCAUGGAUCUUUAUUCGAUCUUCAUUUCAAAGAAUUGCCUUAUAUUAGCAAGGAACUUAAGUGCAAAAUUAUAGGCAAUCUUCGAGAACAAUAUACCAACUUCACAUAA
This is a messenger RNA of Cetraspora pellucida, 606 nucleotides long. Lineage: Eukaryota; Fungi; Glomeromycota; Glomeromycetes; Diversisporales; Gigasporaceae. The record is from the annotation of a GenBank genome assembly.